This is a messenger RNA of Malaya genurostris, 2641 nucleotides long. RefSeq lists its product as uncharacterized. The transcript is spliced from 3 exons. Bases 207 to 1757 code for a protein of 516 amino acids. Gene Ontology annotation, cellular component: SCF ubiquitin ligase complex. Lineage: Eukaryota; Metazoa; Arthropoda; Insecta; Diptera; Culicidae. The record is from RefSeq and is a predicted model, not a curated record. Gene Ontology annotation, biological process: SCF-dependent proteasomal ubiquitin-dependent protein catabolic process. Gene Ontology annotation, molecular function: protein binding.
GAAAAUCCGAUUUACUUGUUUUCAACCUUUCUGAUACAUGCAUCCUUUUUCAAGUGCAUAUAUAUAUAUAUAUAUAUAACCUGGUACACAUGCGAAGUUGUUUACUCGUGGAUUGUUUAAGUUAUCAAUAUUUUUAAACUGCACUGACAUAGACUUGGUAUAUUGGUGGUAUCAGAAAUAGUGACAAAAUUAUCAAUCACGCGCCGAUGGAUGUUGAGUAUUUUCCAACAGAGGUACUCUGUCGAGUAUUUGAUUCCCUUUCUUGGGGAGAACGAAAACGCAUUGCAUUGGUUUGUCGUCGAUGGAAUGGAAUCAUAAAAUCCGAUCGGUAUCUUCGCCAGACCAAGCUUGUGCUAUACAACUACUCAAAGGUUCAAUUUUUCUCAGGAGUUGAUGUUGCUUUACUCAAUAUGCAAAAGAAUAUUGAAUUUCAUUCAAAUGCCAUGCUCGAUACAGAAGAGCUGAUGGCGGCGAUAAGGGAAUCCUUCCCCAGUGGACUGGCUGCAGCGGAAUCUGUUGAUUUGUUUCUAAGAUCAGACCAUGAGCAGCUAAUCAAUAUAGUGAUACAGAAUUUGUACAAUCUAAAGCAACUUAUAAGUUUAAAUAUUCUAGCGAAUGAAGGAUUCAAAACCUUCGAGAACGGAUUAGAAAUACGAAACGAUACACUACAAAGACUGAAAUUAUCGUUUUAUCAAAGUACACCAUGUCAUGUGCUAGUUCCCAAACUUACCUCCCUAAACUUAGUUGUCCGACAUAUGAAUGAUAUUAAUCUGUUAAAGUCGAUUUGUGAGCAACUUAGAGAAUUAACUAUAAAUUUUCAAUCCAAGGAAUUAGUUCCUAAAUUGUUUUUGUGUAACUUCAAGAAUCUUAUAAAGCUCCGUCUAGCAAUCGAAAAUGAUAAAUAUUUACCGUAUACUAUUAGUCCAACUAACAUAAGCUGGCAAGGAACUCAAAUAUUUUUAGACACAAUUAAAGACCUGAAAUAUUUAGAAAUUAUAGAUAAAUGCAAUAUGAUUCGACAUAACUAUUUGAAGGUAUUUGCAAGUGCUGAAUCGCUGUCCCAUCUUACCAUCAAUUACAUCAUUUUGGAUUCAUCGAUGGUAGAAUUUAUCUCUAAUUUUAGGAAAUUGCGCUAUUUAAACUUACGUGGUUGUUCGACAGCUGGGGAAUCUAUUGUGCUAGACUUACCAUCACUACAGGAACUACUGAUGCCGUACAAACAUUACUCUACGCUACCAUGCACGAAUCUACACCAGCUGACAACGUUAUCCUACAGUAGUUCGCAGAAAAACCACGCUCAAUUUCUUCAACAAAUAGCAGAAAGAUUCACUAAUCUCACAACCCUCAAUUUAUUGAAUUUCGAUUAUGAGUUAUCUUGCGAAUCAUUCCUAUUUUUAAAUAGGUUACAGAGUCUUCAUACGCUAACAAUUCGAGAUAUGUCUGUAUCGAAUUAUCUGUUCACACAUUGCCCAACACUGCAAUCCUUACAGAAGCUCGUGUUACACACCAUCGUUACGGAAAUAUCACUCGUGAAGGCUAUUCCGGAAAAGUUUCCUCGUUUGUACAAACUCAACAUCGAUAAUUGCUUUUUCUAUGUUUUCACUCGCGAAAAUUUUAAAAAUCAUAUUACGUUCGAUCAUUUGAAACACCGAAUGCCUCUAUGUCGUAUUUCCACUGUAGGAUCGACUGUUUUCACAAAUGAGCAAUAUGAUGAAACCCCGUCUAUACUACGGAUAGAAAAAAAUGUUGAUCCUUAACUUGAUGACGGGUUACAAAAUGUGAAUUUUAUGUAUAGAACGUAAAUGUUUGAAAAAAAAUGUGAUAUCUGAUUAAUUGAAAUUUUGUUUUUUGGUCGAUUCGUAUGUAAAACAGUUAAAAGUUUAAGUUUAAAUCGCGUGAAAUUUGCAUCCAGCUCGAAUUCUUUUCUUUGAAAUAUACCAAUGAAAACUCAAAUGCCGUUUUUGUUUGCAGCACUGCACUUACGUAGUGUUUCAUCGACUAUACUCGUUCCAAUUUGAGUGUAAUCAAGGCGUCCUUUUCUACCCUACACCUGUAGUACCACCCUUGGAAACAAAAACGGUAUAAAACAGGAUUUCAUAACAAAUCUAGACCAAGAUGGGAAAACGGCGGAGGAGCCAAAAUAUACGCCACGUAUAUUCCAUCUAUAGAAUAGUUCAUUAAGUAUUACUUCUUUUACUAAAUUCUCCCAAAAAAUCAUCUAGUCAUGUUCAUGAUAUGUAUACACCUGUACAUAUAUUAAUCAUGGUCGAUAUGUUUAACAUACGACAAUACUAGCUACGACUCUAUGAAAAUGUGCUCUAGGAAAGAGAAUAAACUCACUUCUAUAGCGGCCCUUACACGAGCAUUAAAAAUGUCAUUUUAAAUGAUGUCAUUUAAAUGAUGUAAUUCAAAUUUGUUAGAAAUUUCGUCAUUAGUGCACCACUACACGUUCAUUAAAAUGAUAUUUCUUUUUACUAAUGACAUUUUUAAUGACUCGUGCAAGGGCCGCUUAUCUGUGAACUUGAAGAGUUAAGUUGUAAUAAAUAUUGGCGCCGAAACCCUACCUGAAAAUAAAACAAAUAUAUUAAAAGUAAUUAAUAUAACAGUAAACGGAUAUAAAAGUUCACAAUAAAGUUAUUGU